Molecule: messenger RNA, 1183 nt
Organism: Chilo suppressalis (striped riceborer)
Lineage: Eukaryota; Metazoa; Arthropoda; Insecta; Lepidoptera; Crambidae
Source: the annotation of a GenBank genome assembly
AAUAUACCAAAAUAUACACUAAUAUGCCAAAAUAUAUCUGUCGACAUAUUUUGGUGACGUCAUAGAAAUAUAUAUUAUAGCUGCGUGUGCGGUCACUCGAAAAUUUAUAUUGAAAAUAUGUUGUAAUAUGUCUUGUUAUGAUUCAUAUUAAUAUAUAUUAUAGCUACGUCUGUGACGGGCUUUACUCGAAAUAUUUAUUUGACGCCUCAGAUUAAGUAACACCUAGUAUCAAAAUAUACCUACUCCGAUAUUUAUACCUCUAUUUGAUACCAAAACUUCAAAUUUUGCAGUUUAUUUAUUAUGUUGUUGUGGUUAAUAUUAAAUUUAGUUUUUAUUGAUUCGCAUGGAGUGGUUGUAGCAAACUUGGUCACUAAAUAGUUAGUCUUAUGUUGUAACUAUAGAGUAAAUAUUGCAUUACGUGUAUUCAUCAUAUUAAUCAUCAGUUUGGUUUAGUUCUGUGAAGUGAAACCAAUGCCCAGAUAGAUACAAUGGUUAUUUUUGGUGUAUACAUAGUGAGCAAAUCCGGGGGUCUCAUAUAUAACUAUGACCACAACAUUCCCAAAGUUGAAACUGAGAAAACAUUUGGUUUUCCUUUGGACCUCAAAUUGCAAUAUGAAAACAAAAAAAUUGUUGUUGCUUUUGGACAGAGAGAUGGAAUAAAUGUUGGACAUGUAUUACUAUCUGUGAAUGGAACACCAGUUACUGGACGCACCACAGAAGACGGGCGAGAUGUUUUUGAUCUCAUAGAAGUGAAGGAAAAUUAUCCACUAAGUCUAAAGUUUGGUAGAGCCAGAGCAACCACUAAUGAGAAAAUAGUCCUGGCCAGUAUGUUUUACCCGUUAUUUGCUCUUGCCAGCCAGCUGAGCCCUGUUCCCAAGUCUUCAGGGAUUGAGUCUCUAACUGCAGAUACCUUCAAGUUGUCCUGCUUUCAGACAUUAACAGGUGUCAAAUUCAUAAUAGUGACAGAUCCAAAUAUGCAGGGAGCAGAAGUGGUGUUAAAGCGAAUUUACGAGAUAUAUUCUGACUAUGCUCUCAAGAAUCCGUUCUACUCACUGGAGAUGCCCAUCCGAUGUGAACUGUUUGACACUUCCUUGCAUACAUUACUAGAACUCGUUGAGAAAUCUGGAACUACUAAUCUAUAGUCAUUUUAUUAAGUUAUAUACAAGUGUUAAGCUUGUAUGAU